Hydractinia symbiolongicarpus is the source of this 17639-nucleotide messenger RNA. Its product is annotated as liprin-beta-1-like. Bases 288 to 2549 code for a protein of 753 amino acids. The record is from RefSeq and is a predicted model, not a curated record. Lineage: Eukaryota; Metazoa; Cnidaria; Hydrozoa; Anthoathecata; Hydractiniidae. Gene Ontology annotation, biological process: neuromuscular junction development. Gene Ontology annotation, cellular component: presynaptic active zone. The transcript is spliced from 19 exons. Gene Ontology annotation, molecular function: protein binding.
CCAUUUCUGCUGCCAUCUUUUGCCUGUCGAAAUGCGCAGAAGUCUGGGAGCCACUCAUAUCGCGUCAUAGUGAAAUACGUCUAUACUCUUACUAUCAAGCUACCAUUAUGGACUCUUCUAUCUACCAUUAUGAAUUAUUUAAUUCCGUACAAAUAACCAAACAAAUGUAACUCUAAAAACCAUCAGCAGAAACCCAAGGGGGUGCCGAAUAAUUCAGGGGUGCCGAAUAUUUCACUACAAAUGUGGAUUUAACCUUUUUUCCACUUUUACCAGGAACACUAUCAAAAAUGUCGGCAGUUGGAAGUGAUGCUGCUUUUAUGUUAGAAAGGGCUCUGGAGGAAAUGGAUGAUAUUUUCAAAGAUAAUGGGGAACCUACAACUUUCGUUCAAAGUACCCCAGAAACUAAAAAGAGGAAAGGCAAAACUUUAUUAGAAGUUAAAAAGUUACUUGAUGACAUCGAGUUUACUUUGUCUAGCCAAGUUUUAGAUGUACAAGAAGAAGAGUUAAAUAUAGAGGAGAAAAGGUUAUUAACAGAGCACUUUAAAUCACUUAGUUUUUUAUCCUCCUUAUUUCAAGAAUGUACUAAACCAUACAAUGCAAACAAUAUCAUGUUUCACUCAACUGGUCCUGAAGAAAAACUGCAUAAACUGGAACAAGAACGCAUUGAAUCGCACAAGCAAGUGGGUAAAUUGCAUGAACAAUUAAUGCAUACAGAAGCAGAUUUGGAAAAGACAAAGAAAACAUUAACAGAGUAUGCAAGAAAAAAUGAAGAACUUUUAAUACGAAUUACAGAAUAUAGAAUUGCGGACCAAAAAAUGUUAGAGGAGUGUCUUUUCACAAUUUCACCAAUUUGCUGCAUUAUGAAAUGGCUAUCAUAUCCUCUCAAAUUAUGGAAUGUAACUGGAACUUUAUUGAUAAAUCACAAUCAGCUGUUAUUGCCAGAUGAAGAAGAUGACGAGAUGGACAAAUUAAAGACACACAUUGGUACGCUUAUAGAUAAGGAAGAAAAAAGAAACUCUGAAGGAGCUGAUGGUUUGACUGGUCUCAAAUCAAGAUUAAGAGAAAAAGCUUCUGAAUGUAAUCGAUUGAAGUUACAACUAGAAGACAUGAAACAAAUCAUAGAAACAAAAGACAAUUCAAUAGUUAAAAUGCAAGAACAAAUACAACGGUUAUUUGAGGAAAAUGAAAUUCUUCGAUCACAGUUAGCUAAUGUAACCUCUUUACAUUCUAAUGGCCCACUUUUACACUCACCUGAUAUAGUUUCAAAUUGUUCACUAUCUCGUGGAGGUCCGGAAUCUGUUCACUCAUCAACCUCAGCUAGUAAAUCAGAAUUAAAGUCAAAAGAUUUGUUUCAAAUAAAAAGUUUAAAAAGUGCAAGUGAGCCAAACUUAAUUGAAAAUCGAUUGACUAUUGGUUUAAUUUCUACACCUAGCUCAGUUAAUGGCGAUGAUGCAUUAUACAGACCAUUCAAAAGAAUGAUAAGCGAGUCUCCGUUUGUAACUUGGACGAGUGAUCAAGUGCAAGAUUGGCUCCGUGAUGAAGGCCUUGAGGAGUAUGUUAACGCAUGUGCAAAAUGUGUACGUAGAGGUGAAGAGUUACUGAAGUUCACAUACGCAGAAUAUGAAAGAGAUCUUGGUAUAACCGAUCCAUUAAUUAAGAAGAAACUUAACUUGGCUUUAAAGGCAGUGACGUCAAACGGCCCUGAUUAUGCAGGUCGCUUAGAUCAUCACUGGGUAGCCAGAUGGUUAGAAGACCUAGGAUUACCACAGUACAAGAUGAACUUCUUGCUGCACAAAAUAGACGGUCGCGUACUUAUAAAUAUGAAUGUGGAUGAUAUUUUGCAGUUAAAAGUUUACAGUUUACUUCAUCAUACCAGCUUGAAAAGAGCUAUUCAAUUUUUAAGACAUCAAAAAUUUCAUCCACAGUUUUUACGAGAAAUAGCAAACCAGUCUGAAGAACGUUGCGACCACGUCAUGUUGUGGACUUGUCAGAGGAUUGUUCAUUGGUUGCGUUCAGUUGAUUUAGCUGAAUACGCUCCCAAUCUGAGAGGGAGUGGAGUUCAUGGCGCUUUAAUGGUGUUAGAGCCUCGUUUUAAUGCUGAAACGUUAGCUAACUUACUGUCUAUUCCGGCCAACAAAACACUUCUUCGUCGCCAUGUUAACACGCAAUUUUCGACGUUACUCGGUGAUGCUUGUCAGCGACAGAAAGAGAUGACGGCGAAAACGUCGGAUUUUGUACCGCUAAACGGUUCUGAAAAGCAUAAGUUGCGAAAAAAGGGUUUGUCAUUUGGCACAUUGAGACGAAGAAAAUCCGAGACAGAUUUAGAGUCGUUAAUAUGUCCGAUGGAACUUGAUGUGUCUAACAUAUACUCCCCGCCGCCUGCUUUGGAUCCGGAAAUAAUUUUUGACUUAUCUGAAUCGACGUCGUUAUCCCCUUCAUUUACAAACGAUUGUGGGAGUGAAUCAACAAACGAUACAAGUGCUGCACCACGCAUAGCAGAACUAUCUCAAGAAAUUGAUCAAAUGACGGUGUUCGAGCAACAUGGCUGAAACACAGACAACAAGGACUUGUUUAAUGUGGAGGAGCAUUUUGAUGAAGAGACGCUUAUUAAAUACUACUAUAACAAAGGUCUAAAACUGUACCUUGAGUUACUGAACUUUCUGAAAAAGCAUCAUGGAAUUGUGAUGAGCUAUAGAUCUCUUUUACAACGUUUAAAGUGUUAUAAAUCACAGAAGACAAAAAAAUGUGAACCUUCAUUUAGUGCAAGUAAGAAUAAAAUAAAUAAUUAAUGCAGGUUAUCGGACUAUUUGGUAUACUUUACAGCUUAUGGGGAUGGGAGUACCCAGGUUAAUUGUGCAACGCAUUUUAAAAGAUCCGGAUCCUGUUGGUCCAUCAAAUCGAAGAGGACAUAGGCUUUGAAAAAGAAUGUAUGUGAACCCCGGGCCUAAUAUUUCUGGCACAUUGACGGCUACGAUAAACUUAAGCCUUGAGGUUUCCCAAUUUACGGGGCCAUAGAUGGAUUCAGCUGCAAAAUAAUUUGGCUAAAAUCAGCUCGUUCCAACAAUGCGCAGGGCAAUAUUGCUUGCUAUUACUUACAAGCAGUUAUUUUAAUAGAUGGUUGUCCAAUCGAGCUCAUUACUGACCUAGGUACAGAAAACAGUUUAGUUGCACUAAUUCAUGCUUAAUUCAGAGAUGAGCCAGCACGCAUCGAUAUGUGUCCUCCCCACGAAACUAUCUUGGUGGUGAAAUUUCUUUAAGGAUCACGAAGCGUCUGGAAGAAUAGACACAGCGUCGCAUAUAAAAAUGGAAGCAUUGUGGUUUUCUUUCUCAGAAGUUCUACAAAAAGAUUUAGACCACAUCAAAGAUUUUGGGAACACUCUUAGGAUCAGAAAAUCGCGACAUCAAACUGCUUCUUGGCGUCAGGAUUCGCUGUAUUGCCUAAAGAACACAGUAGCAGGGAUUACAAGCAUGAAGUUAGACAAGACGUUCUAGAAGAUGUUUCACGGCAUGUUGUGGUGAACGAUUAUUCCAAAUGCAUUGGAAUUUUAUGAUAAAUUAGAAUCUUUAUGCGAGGACUAUUACGAUAUUAAUUUUGGUGGAUUACAACUUUAUGAAAUCCCUGGUUUUUAGAGUUUACAUGACAAAGGGGUACUUAAAGAAGAAAACCUAUAAUUUUUGUCUUUUAAACAUAGCAAAAGCUCAAACUUUCAUAAGAUGUGUUACGGUUAGUAAAUAAGGCGGAAUUGCGAACUGGAUAUAUUUUCCGCCUAAAACAAAAUUACAAAAUUGCUAUACAAAAAACCCACAGAAGACAACAGUUACACACAAGGAAAAGAACACGUAAACAAAAAUAAAUAAACCAACGCCUAAGUCUAUCGGCAACAGACAAUAUAACAAAUUAAACAAAUAUAUCUUACUAGCAAUAUUUUUAUCGUAAUUGGCAGACAGUAACAACUAUAAAAUUCUUGAAUCUUUCCAACUCUUUCUGUCCUCUUUUACAACACAGAAACAGAGAAAAUUCUUAACCUCGAUCUCUCCGUAGGCUUCCUUUAGCACACUGGCCAUACAAAAAAAAGUAACUUAAACACAGCAAAAAUUACUAAAACGCCCCUAGAGGCUCAACGGACCAUAUAAAAAAUGUUUGCAUAAUUAGCAUAAUAAAUGUGAUAAUCUCGAGACACGUACAACUGGCUCCUCCAAGAAUGUAUCAUUCUUGAACAUCUGGCUCCUCGUCGGGUACUCGAACUUCCUCAGCCUCGACCAACGCCACUAAUUUGUGUAUUGGACGCUUGAAGCACCUUCCAUUAACGAAUACGAUUACCUUUCGUACUAUUAAGUAAUUCUUGCCAUUGGCCAUUCCCAACGACUUGAUUCAUCUUUUAAUAGGACAAUAUCUUCAACAUGGAAGUUACGUUUUUUCUUGAUCCACUUUUGUCGUGGUUGUAAAGAGCAUAAAAACUCCUUUCUCCAACGAUCCCAAAACUCGUUGGCAAUAUGUUGUACCCUUCUCCAUUGUCUUCUACUGUAAACAUCAGCGUUGGAAAAGGAUUCUGGCGGCAGCAUGAUAACUUUAGUUUUCUGUGUUAACAACAUUGAGGGAGAUAUCGGUUGAAGACUGUUAACGUCGCUGACAGUUUCGAUUGUUAGUGAUUCAUCGUUUAGGGAUUAGCCGUGUGUCUUCAACAAUGAAGACAGAAUCGCUUGAGCAGAUCUGAUUUGUCUCUCCCAAACACCCAUAUGCAUGGAUGUCUGAGGAUUGAAUUUCCACUUCGUCCAGUCCGUUCCAAGUGUAGAGAGAAAUUGCUUGAUCCGGUUAAGAUCCAUUUCCCGAAAACCCUUUUCCAAUUCCGUCUUUGUUCCUACGAAAUUCAUCCCAUUAUCUAAUCUGAUCGUUCUAACAUUUCCUCGACAACAAAUAAAUCUUCUUAGCGCAAGUAUGAAUGUGUCUGUCUCCAAUGAAGAUGUCACUUCUAUGUGUAUCGCGCGACUAUUUAAGCACGUGAACAUAGCUCCGUAACUCUUUAAAUUUUUCUCUUGUCUUUCACCGUGAACGGUCCAAACAUGUCCACUCCAUAGUACGGAAAAGGGGGUGCAUCACGCAAUCUAUCAUUUGGGAGAUCUCCCAUGAGCUGUUGUUGAAGUCUACCUCUUAACUUGUGACAUGUCACACAUUUGCUGAUGAUAGACUGCACGGCGGAAUUGGCAUUAACAACCCAAAAAUCUCGACUUCUUAACUAAUUUAACGUCAACCCUCUUCCACUAUGGACUAAUGUGAUAUGAACCCAUUAAAUGACAAGGUUCGAUAUCUUUUCACCUUUUGGCAAUAUUAUGGGGUGAACGAUUUCAACAUCGAACGCAGAUCUUUUUAUUCUUCCUCCAACACGAAUGAUGCCGUCGGGAUCGAUGAAAGAAUUGAAACUGCAGAGGGAACUAUUUAAUUUUACUUCCCCAUCGUUCUUCAUAUUCCUCAACGACUCAAUUUCUUCCAAGAAAACCUUUCUUUGCAAUAACUUUAUUAUUUCCAUUCCAGCUUUCUUGAUUGACUGCACAUCUAACAUUGAAUACCUUGUUUCUUUGCCAUUAAUGUUAUUCACAGAAGCGACAUGAUUCUUUCUGUCAACCUUUUCUUUGAUUUUAGCAAUGUAUUUAAGCACGUAUGCAACGAUUCGUUUCAUCUUUACCCAGGACGAGACUCGAUUUUCUAACACGUCUAAAGUAUUUGUCGUUUUCUUUAUUCUGCAACGUUGACUGCGUAUUCAUAUUUUAGCGUCGCCUUCACACACCGUGAAGUUCAGAUUAUCAGCUUUCCAUGACGAAUAGGGUGACCACAAAAAUUCCGGUCCUUGAAACCAUUUAAUGUCAUAGCUCUUAAUUCCCCUUGAUGCAUAAUCGGCUGGGAGCUUCUUAGAUGGUAUGUGACACCAUUGAUCAACUGAUGUGUGGUCUCUAAUCGACUGAAUAUCGAUUUGCAACAAAGGUUUUAAAUCGUUUAUCCUCGUUGGUGAUAUAGCCCAAUACCACAUUACUAUCCGUCCAAAUUAUUUCACUGUUGAUGACGUAGUCGAUUUUUCGAUUUAUCAUUUGCGACAUAUUUACUGAUAAAACGGCGGCGGUUAGCUUUAAACGAGGUAUUGUCACAUAUUUGAGAGGGGCUACUUUGGAUUUUCCAAUAAUGAAACUACAAUGAAUCCUUCCAUUUUUGUAGACCAUACUCGCUAGCGUCAGAAAAAUGAUGAAUGCUGCAGUCGACUAUUUUUUCGAAAUAGUUGGCUUGAAACAUCGUGGAACUUCAAUUUGUUUAAGGUUGUUUAGUUGAGUUGUCCAAAUUUUCCAAUGUUCGCCUACUUCGUGGGAAACAACCUCGUCCCAGUCCAAUUUAUGUUGGCAAGUAAUUUGGAUGACGCGCUUUCCUUCCAAAAUGAAUGGUGCUGCGAAACCUAAAGGAUCAUAUAUAGAGCAUAAAACAGAUAACAUUGUUCAGUAAAAUUCGGAAUCCGAAUUUGUCCUUUAUAAAAUUCCAACGAAUACCCAAGGCCCUUUCUUCUCGAUUACCUUCUUGCACCAAAUGGAGAUUUGCCACACUUUUUCUGUUGGGGGUUAGAAACGAACUUUGUAAGGUUGAAGCCACCAGCUCUACAUAUUGCGAUCACCCGAAGCAACAGAUCGGAUUUACCAUUUGGCAUGGAUUUUAACAGGUCGUCGACAUAAAAAUUUCUCUUUAGCACAGUUUCAGCGUCUUUACCAAAUGUAAUGGAGUUAUCCACAGCAGUUCUUUUUAACACGUAGUUACUGCAGCCUGGUGAGGAAGCGGCACCAAAUACGUGUACACACAUUUCAUGAUCAAUAACUUCCUUGUUUAAGCCGUUGUCAUGCCACUACAGAUAUCGUAGCAUGCUUCAUAGGAAUCUGCCACACGGACUUGGUAGAACAUCUUUUUUAUAUCGGCUGUAAAAGCUACAGUUUCUUCCCGAAAUCUCAACAACACACCGAUCAGCUGAUUCGUUAAGUCUGGACCACUAUUAAGGUUUUAAACUGCAAUCUAAAACAACUCGUACCUUAUUCGGUUUGUUAACGUUUUAUACUCCGUGAUGAGGUAUAUACCAGAUCUUUUCUUCCGCUGCAGUUAUACCUGAGAUUUUGGCGUAUUUCUUUUUGAUGAAUUCGUCCAUAAAGAUUUUGUAAUAAUGGAAAUGUUUCUCAUCUUUUUUAAAUCGUUUCUUCAAUUGCUCCUGUCUGCAAUUUUGCGAUUAUUUGGAAGAACAAUAUUUGUUUCUUUCAACGGUAGGGGUAAUUUGUUGUGACCGUUCUCCUUGACAGCUUUUGAGUCCAUCUUUUUCAAGAUCUUUCUUUCCUUGAUUGAAAUUUCAUCUUGUAUGGCUGCGACUGGUUAUGUGUGGUGUUCCAAAGAAGGCUCAGAAAAAUCUAUGUUGUACAUCAACUGCAGCAUCUCUGGGAUUCCCACAUCUUUCACUUUUGAUGAGCUCACAAAACAAUGCUUGGCAUUGUCAAAUACAGUGUUGUGGUGUUGUAAGAUGAUCUCAUUGCAAUGUAUCUCCGUUGAUAACUUUGUUUGGAGUGAUUCCACUACGCACCAUCCUAAGACUGUCUUAAAUGCAUAUGGCCCAUUUUGUUGGCUUGGUAUGACUUUUUUUUUAGUUCAAGUGCUUUAGGACAAUCAGCUUCAAAUAAAAGUCGAACUUCUCCCUUAUCUGUUUUGCUCCAUUCAUUUUCGCUUGUAUAAAGGUAUUGCCACGCUUGCAGUUUUCUGGGUGUGACGACCUCUUCUGAAUUUACAGGCAGUUCUUUCUAAGAGUAUAAUCUCGACAAAGUAAUCCAGGUUUCCUUAAAAUUAGGCGAAGAUGACGCCUGGAUGUUCUUGGUGAUCCUCGAAUGCAAUGUUUGUUCACCAUUGAGGGUCUUCACGGUAAUUUUCGUAGUUGGUCCUGUGAUUUCAAGUUUUUGCAGCAAACUAUCUUUUAUGAAGGUUCCCUGGCUACAGCUGUGUAACAUUGCGAAUGUCGAUAUUUCCUUUGAUGAAUCAUGGUGUCUUAUCUUUACCGGAACGAUACAAAUGGUGACGUUGUCCGUAACUCCGGUUGCUAGGUUUUGCAAUGGUAUAUCUGACUCUGUCUGUGUAGCUGACUCCGUUUUUCUCUUACUGCGAUAUCCAUGUAGUCCUGUGGGAUGGCGUUUGUCACAUAUUUUGCAAACUUUACGAUUGGUGCAGUUCCUGGCGUUAUGCGACGAAGUCAUACGGUCGUAACACCCAUAGCAUAAGUUUUUCUCUGAAACCAAUUUGUUUCUUUCUUCCAACGAUUUUGAAAGAAACGCAGGACAAUCAUCAAGGUCGUGUUUACCCUUGCAGUCAGGACACAAAUUGACAUUGGAAUCCUUCAUCACAGCUCCUGUUGCAUAAUUUUGAAGUUUUCUUUUCCUUUUAUCCCAAUUUUUUUCUAUCGAUUGCCUAGAGAAUUAGUGGUGGUCAACUUGUCAUCCCGUGUGCACAGACUUGUUAGAAGCAAACUUUCGAUUAAAAUGGAUUCAUUAGGUGGCGAAUAUGCAAAAAAAAACCAUGAUGGCAUUUUUGGACACGCCCCGAAGUGAAAAUUGUUGAUGUCAGCAGUUUUACAACCAAUAAAAUAAAAAAAUCAACUUUUUUUAAAAAUUUUGAUUCUAAUCAAUAGAUAAUUUCAAUCGGAACAAAAAAUGUAUAAGAACUAUAUGUUCAAAAUGUACGGUUCUCAAGUUAUAGUUUUCAGUUAUGUAAAAUACAGACCGGAAAUUCGCAGACCAGUAUCUUAAAUCUGCAAUAACUCGAUGACAGGUGAUUAAAGCUUCAAACUUGGUACCUUGGUAGAUCUUCUCAAUUGCUCCCCUUAUGGGAAAUCAGAGUUUCAUGGCACUGGGCAUAUUGUGUUUCAAACAUUAGAUCUAACUAUGCAAAAGGCAAAUUUAAAGAUAACGUCAAAGCAUGAAGUUUACUAAGCAAAUUUUACCAUGGGAGAUGUUGCAUAAAAACCCUGCUCUGCCAAAUGAAAGCUUUCCUAGCUUUGAUGGAAUGGUAUCAUGCGACGAAUUAUAAUUAUACAGGUACAAGAAUGGAAUAGAGCAUAUUGUCAGAUAUUCAGGAGUGAUAAUAAAUGGUAUUCUUCCAAUGUGGACAGCCUACAACUCCUUACUUAAUAAAAGUGGUGUUGUCACAAGUUGUCAAGGUUUGCCAUUCUUACCAAAAGAUUGGUCAACUAUGUAUUCUGCGCUAAAGAUGGUUCAGGGUAUUACCGUUAAAGUCACUGAGAAUCAUUACUUUUGACUUACAAUGCAUGCAACUGAGGAACAACACUAAAAUUAAAAGUAACUUUGUGUUUCGACCAGGAGAAUUGCAAUGUUGAAGGUCUUAGGGAAAUACAUUGAUGGCGGCGGACUGGAUAAGUUAUUCACAGAAGCAGGAUUAUAUGGUAGCACUACCAUGGGACUUAUUUAAAAGGAAAGCAUAUGAAAAUAUGCGUGGAAGCACAUAUGACACGUAUAUAUUUCAUUGGUUGGUACAAAAAACAUUAAGACGAUAUUUCUGUAGAUGUUAAUGAAAUACAACAACACUCACUUAUCAGGUUUUCCUACUCACACUUCUCAAAAUACUGAGAGAUAAAAAAUAUCAGUGAUCAAGUAUUUCAGAACAUGGAAGAUUCGAAAAUCUUACAGAGAAAAGUUACAGAGCUUUGGUGACUCCCUUACUCACCAAGAUAAAUUUCUGAGAAAUUAUAUGAACAUGUGUGAAUGCCUUCUUCUUUUCAUACGCUCAUCAAGACAGAGACAUUGGAAUUUUCAUCUUUUUUCCUUAAACACAUUUGUAAAAUACUUCUUUGCACACGAUCAAAUUCAUUUAGCUACAUUGACACCACUAUACCUGGCUAACAUGUUAAAUUGUAAAUUAAAAGGUAUUUGAUAUUUGAUCGCUGCAUGCAGGAAUCAUUAUAAGCUUAUACACAGAGCAAACGUACAUCUGGACACUAGAUUCGCUACCAAAUUGGAGAAAUGACUAACAUUGCAAAUAUUCCAUUAAAACCAUUGUUUUCUCAUAUUAAUACCAAGCAAGACCUAACAGUCUAUCUUCCCAACUAUCUUAAGUGGAUAAAUUUUGGCGAAUGGCACAAAGAAAUGAAUUUUUAUGUCUCGAAAUGUUUUAUAAAAAAUAAAAAUAAACGUAUAUAUAAACACAAGAUUUGAUAUAGAGUUAAAAAUUUCUAUUCUUCGUCAUCGCUUGUUGUGAUUAUAAAAAAAAGUUCGUUUUUGGGUGAAGAAAACAUUCUUUUCUUAAUUAACAUUUUUUUUCAAUUUGACGGGGAUUUAAUUUUGGAACGGUAAGUUAUGUUCAAUUAGGCGAGUAUUUAAUAUGGCGAAUAGUCAGUUAUCAAAAUUUUGGCGGGUAUUUAAUUUGGCGAAUUUUGUCCAAAUUCGCCAAAUUUAAUCCUGCCAAAAUUUAUUCACUUAAGGUAUACUGUUACAGCUCUAGAAAUAAUAAAACAGGGAUAUGCUGUUACCUAUAGCACUAUCAAUAAAACGAAUAUUAACCAUCUCUCUGUGGAGAUGAUGCAACAUGAUCAUGAAGAAGCUGAUACGCUGUUGGCACAUAUCAAGAUCUGACCCAUUCACAGAGUGUAUUGUAUAUUCUCCAGACACUGACGUUUUUCUGUUGUUGAUUUAUCACUUUCAAUCUCUACCUCAGUGCUUGGUAUUUCUUACUAGUGAAGGUAAAACAUUUCGUCACAUCUCUGUUGGAAACUGCUUUGAAGCUCUUGGUGCAGAUAAAGGAAACGCACUGCUAGGAUUCCACACCCUCACUGAAUGCGACCAAUCUAGAAGGUUUAGUGGAAAAUCAAAAUCGUUUUGAUGGAAAUAGUUUCUAGAUGCUGAUGAUGAUUAUAUUGAAUGCACUGUCGGACCUAGGUGCUUGGGAUUGUUAUAUCAUACAGUGGUGAAAAGCGACCAGAAAGUAUUGUGACGAUUCCUCAGCUUCGAUCGUACCUGUUUUCGAAAUUGCAACUUGAAGCUGAUAUAUAAUGCUGGUACGUCCCCAGGUUUUAUGGGCGCCCAGUUCUUGAUUUCUCUCCGAUAGGCAGACACCAUUCUGUAAGGAUCUCCGUACCUCUGCCGUAGAAGCAUUUUUGCAUUUUGGUAUCCUGUGGAGGUCGACUGAUGAAUGCAAUGUUGGAUGAGUUCCUUUGCUUCGCUCUUCGUGUACUUAAUAAGACGGGUUAGCCUUUCUCUGUUGUCUGAAACGUUGUUUUCUACUACUUUGGACAAAGCUAUGAAGAAGUAGUGAUAAUUUAACGGAUCUCCCUGAAAGCAUUCGAUGUCGACAUCCGGAACAGACUGUUGCUUUAGUAGUUUGCAUAGCAUCAAACCAACAUCAGAUCUCGAGUCUUCUUUUCCAUUGAAGAUUUUAGUGCUACAUAAUGGUUUGAAGGUUCCUUGGAGAAUGGUCCGGAUGUCUUCCUGAAAGUGACAUUUUUUGGUCAUGUCCUGUCCAUUUUUUUUUGUCCUCUCUAUCCUUUACGGAUGAAUCGUAAUAUUUAGCACUUUCGGUUUGUCGAAUGGCCUUUUCGUAAGAAUGUCGUGUUGGUAAAUUAGAACGAUAAUUUGAAGUCUCGUAAUAUAGAGAAUAAAAUGGAUCUGGCUAUUCGUGGUGCAACGGAUCGUUUCUUAAUGAUUUUUCGCUGUGGUGAUCUCCUGGUACCGUUGCUGACAAUGCAUCUUCGUUUUCGUAUACUUGGAUCCUCGCCUGUGCUUUUGCCAUUUCCUCUUCCCACAUAAGUCUCAACCUUUUGCUCCAUAAUCUGUCGAUACUGCCUGAAUGAUGCUUGUGCGGUCAACUCAGCAAUUUUGACCUUUUUAUCUAUGACAAAUUAAUGAUGUAUUUUAUGCGUUCGAUCGAUAUUGUUCGGUCCGUUUAAUCCAAUUUUUUACUUUAUGUUUGAAUAAUAGGACCCUUUCUUCUAAGUUUUCAAAGUGUUCUUGUUCCUGUUCAAAAGUAUCUGGUUGCAAUUUGGCUGAUAGUAGCUCCCAAUAAGACGAAUGAACUGCUUCAAACAACGCGAAGGAUUCUUCUAGCUGUCUCAAUUGUUCGAUGACAGUGAUACGGUUAUAAAUUAACGGUAACAUGCUAUCUAUGGACGCUAUCAGUUUGUUAAUUCUCUUUUUAGCUCUUUUCUUCUGUUCCCAGAGGAUUUGUGAUUGAUAAUUUAAUGCCUUUUCGGUAAGUUUCUUGUGUCUCUUCUUUAGAAGAUUUUCUUGCUCCUUACAUUCAACAUCACGCAGGCGUACUCCGGAGAUAUCGUUUUCUUUUCUGUUUUUCUUUCCGCUAUCUCCAGUCCAUGAAUUAUUUACUGGUACUGCUUCCCGUGAGGCUUGUCCAUUUACUGACAUUUUUCUCAGCAGUUCGGUAACAAUAUCUAAAUCCACUGUCGAUAGUUAAACAUACGACAACGAUCAAUAAACAGACGACAACGGUCGUUAAACAACAGACACAACGUUUCUCAAUAAACGGACGACAAAUGGUCGGUAAACAAUAGACGACAAACGGUCGAUAAAUAGACGACAAUGGUCGAUAAACAACAGACGGCAACGUUCUCAAUACACAGAUGACGAACGGUCGGUUAUCAACAGACGAGAAACGGUCGAUGAAUAUUGCUACUACGGCCGGUAAAUAAGGCGGGAUUGCGAACUGGAUAUAUUUUUCGCUUAAAACAAAAUUGCUAUACAAAAAAUCCACAGAGGACAACAGUUACACACAAGGAAAAGAACACGUAAACAAAAAUAAAUAAACCAACGCCUAAGUCUAUCGGCAACAGACAAUAUAACAAAUAAAACAAAUACAUCUUACUAGCAAUAUUUUUAUCGUAAUUGGCCAGCAGUAAAAUUCUUGAAUCUUUCCAACUCUUUCUGUCCUUUUUUACAACACGAAGAGAAAAUUCUUAACCUCGAUCUCUCCGUAGACUUCCUUUAGCACACUGGCUAUACACAAAAGUAACUCAAACACAAACUAAAAAUUACUAAAACGCCCCUAGGGGCUCAACGGACCAUAUAAAAAAUGUUUGCAUAAUUAGCAUAAAUGUGAUAAUGUCGAGACCCCUACAAGAUGUAUAUAUAUACAAAAAAGGUUAAUGCAACAAAAUAUAAACUACCAAACGUAAUUUUAACAAACAAAUGAAUGUGUAAUGUAAAUAUAUCUAAUUUGUGUAAAAAUUAGUGUAACCCAAAAGUUUAUUUAUAAACUGCAAGUUUAAAAUUUUUCUCAAAGUCAGCAAAUGUUCCCAUGUGCUUUACAGGUAGUGUGAUUUCCCUAGGCCAAGAAUGUACUACAGGGAAACACACUGUGUGGGUUGGAUUAACCUUGUAGCAAUCAUGGUUAAAACGAACAGUGACCUCUAAGUGUUUACCACCUAAGGGCUUGUGACUUUGCCCUAUCAUCCAUUUUAGGAUCCCAGCGGGUGAUAAAUCUGCAAACAAUUCUUUUUUCUCACCAUCCGUAUCAUCACUAUCAUAAGUCAUUUGCUCACUGGGACCUGUAUUUUGUUCAUCCUCUAACAUGUUCAAGAAAUCUUGAAAAUUAUCGAAAACAUGUUCCUCCACCACUCUUGUGGAGCAUGCCUUUGAUGAGAGUUGAGGUUUUAGUAUAGAAAAUACAUAGUUUGAAUCAACUGAGUUGUUACGUUCUUCCAGUGUAAAUAAAGUUUUUAAUAGAUCGCGGAUUGACCAUAAAUAUUCACUUAUCCUUAAAGUAUUUAAGCCCUCUAAGAAUUGAUUGAGGUAGGUAAUUCUCCUUGUAGUUAUUCCAAUGAUUACAGUGGAAAUAAUACUCUCAAUGUUUUCUCUCUUUACUAACCCUGUAUCCAUUCUCAAUGAUCACAUCAGUUUCUGAUUGACAAUAUUCUUUUGAAUAGCUCUGCUUCGGCAGGAAUACAAUGCUUUUCAAAUGACAAAUCGUUCAGAUUAAUGUUUUUACUUUCCAACGAUAAAUCGAACAUUUUAGGAUGUAACAGUAGGGGUGGAGGUCCUCCUUGAACAAUUGAUACAGCACAAGUUUAGCCACACGUACGAAAACUCUCGUUUUGAAUCUCAAGCAUCAAGUCACGUGGAACUCUAUUUUUGAAUAUGCUUCCUCGCAUUCAAUCCAAAACAUUUGUUACGACUCACGGCUAAAGCUUUGGGGAGACGAUGCUAUAUUUUCAUUCGCAUGCAAUGCGAUUUUGUUGCAUUGCAUGCGAAUGAAAAAAUCGCAUCAUAGAGCCGGGUAAAAUGAUGGGAUUUUUUUCGUGCAAGUCGACUAAAUUCGUCAAAAAAUUGUUGCACGAAAUCAAAUCGAUUUAAUUUCUUGCUACAUUUUUUUGAAUGUUUCAGACAACAUGCAGCAAAGUUUCAGGUUGUUGCUUCGUCUCCCAUGGUUUGCAACAUUUUUUUUGCUGCAUGAUGAUAAUCUACCAAACAGAAUACGGUAUUUUCUCGCAUUAUUUUCUGGAUAAUGCUGAGUAAUCUUAACGGAAAGUUCAUAGUACAAGAAUUGUUGUUGUUGUGUGGAAGAAAAGUUGAAAAAUGAACGAGCAAGAAAAACGAUAACUUAUAAACUUUUAUCGAGAAAAUCCAUUACUGUGGAAAAAUUACGAUCCAGAUCACAACAAUAAACAAAAAAGAUCAGCAGUACGUGCAUGUGCAGAGAGAUCAAAAAGGAGAAUGGAAAUGACCCACCUAAGAAAAAAUAGAGAUUUUAUGAAGAGAUGAUAUUUUUGAAGGAGAAAAUUUCUACGCCGAAAAAAAAGCUCAAUUUUGAAGCAGCUGAUAUUGAGACAUUAAUUAAUUACUAUCAGUUAAAUCCUCCUUUGUGGAAUCAUAAUCUUGUAGAAUACAGGGAUCGUGUUCUACGAGAUGCCGUUUUUAAUAAAUGUGUAGAAGAAUUAGAUGACAGAUACAGCAAGGAUGAAAUCAAACAACAAUGGAACAACUUGGUAACAACCUAAAAAAGAGAGUAUAUAAGGCAAGAAGCAUCAAAGUCUAGUGGAUCUGGAACAAGGGAUGUGCAUGUUUUCAAUUAGGAGUAUUUCAAUAACAUGACCUUUAUCGAAGCAACAUGUAACGUGAACGAGUCGUUUAACACAAUUGGUGAUUCUAUUGGAACUCCUUCAUCAAAGCAAAAAAAGGAAUCAAAAUCAGACAGAAUCAGUGCAGAACAAAAUGCAAAACUGGAAGUGUGGAAGGCUCUUGCAACUUCAUUAUCCCAGCUGCCUGUACUGCACGUGAAGCAGAAAACCGAUCAACACAACGCGAGCCUGAUCUUCGUGAUAGAGCGCAGUUAUUUGGCCGAACUGUAGUUGAUAGCCUGAUGCAGUGGUACAGUAACGAUUGGUAUAUGUUGAAGAACAGAAUGAUGGAUAUCUUCUCCGAUUAUCAACAUCAGAGAAGAAACAAUACUGGAUUUACUUUUCCUAUGUAUUCUCAAAUCACCCCAAUCCCACCUAUUCAACCACCUCAACAUCAAAACUACUCAAGUAUGUUGCAGUUCAGCCAGCUUCCAUAUUAAUCGUUUCACGGAAGUAACCAUUCAAAUGAAUCAUACACAAGUUGAAAAUCUCUCGAAAACGAACAUAUAAAGAAUGUAUAUCUCUUGUUGUACAUAUAACUUACAUGUGUUAUUACUAUUUGUUUCACUUAUAUAUCUACUUUUGCACAUUUCCAUUGCCAGGGAACACAGCCUUCCUGCGUAAAGUAUUCUGUGAAUUCUUUGUUAUCUCAUUGGCCUGAUUGCUUGCAUGAUUACCACGACUUGUAGCCAAAGGCAUCCACGUAUCUUUAAUUUCAUCCGAUCUCCAAGCACUUUCUAUCAUUGUACCAUUUUCAACAUCCUCACGAUCGGCGAGUCCGUUAGGAAUAUGCUCUUUUCCAGCAUCUGUGUUAUGCCUCAACCAGUUGUAAAGGCUAUGGUAGCAACUGUUAUCUUCCUAACUUUAUCUGGCUCUAUUAAGAAUGGACGACGAAAGACACGCCAGCGAUUUUCAAGUAUUCCAAAAGCGCUUUCAGAAAUUCUUCGAAAUUCUUGACAAGCGAUCCCAUCUAUAGCACCAAUUCUGUUCGAAAAAUUCUAACGUAAUAAGAAUUUUUUCGAAAUAUCCGACCAGGCAUCUUCAGUGUUUGGUGUUGUCAAAUAUUCAAUACUCAGUUCUUCAAUUAUUGCCAUACAUACGUCAAGAACAAUAUUUGAUAUGGUUCUUUUGCCUAUUCGGAAUUGAAAUUCUAAUGAACGAAACGAUUCUCCACUAGCAAGAUAACGCAAUGUAAGACAGCACAUUUCUUCCGGUUUUAUGCACUCACACAUAUUUGUAUCCAGUUUAUUUAUAUGUUUGUAGACCUUCUGUAACAACAAUUCAAAUUGCGUUCUAUCCAACCUAGAUAGUUCUUGAAGGCUAUAUUAUCUAGCUUUAAGUUAGUGAUUAAAGUAUGAAACGCACCAUAUCGUUGUCUUUUUACGAUCCAUGGUCGAGUCCAUAUUCUAUUUCUUCUUUUUUCUUCCUCAUCUUUCUCGUCAAGUAACAACGCUAUGAUAGCUGCUCUUUGCACAGCCAUAUUGAGUUUGUGAGUGAAGAAAGUGAUAACUUUGUUGCAUAUAAAUUGUUGCACAGGUGGCGAGACGAGAGCGACUUUUUAACCUUGCAACAAUGCAACAAAAUCGUAUUGCAUGCGAAUGAAAAAUCGCAUCGUCUCCCCAAAGCUGAAAGCUCAUUCAUCAAUACCAUUUUCACCAGCAUAUUGAACAACUAAUGCAUUAUUUACAUUGCCUUUAUUACUUUCACGCUUCUAAAGAGAAUAGCAUCUUUCAAAGCUAGAACCUCGUGUAACAACUGUUUUCCUUUUACGACAUGUGUUUCCAACUCUGACAGCAAAGAAGGCAGUGAAAAGACUAAAUCUUGAGGCUCUAGACUUGGAAAUUCGUUUAAAUAUUUUUCUUGUAGUUUCUUUGCAUACAGUUCAUCUGCCAACACAUUCUCUGAUUUAUUAUUUUUUGAUGAAUUUAACAUAGCUAAGACAUACAAUUAAUUGUAAAUAAAUGACAUAGUAUUUGAAAGCUAAAAAGACAAUUGCAUAUUUUUUAAUAACAGACUUCUCUAAUACAUCUAAUUUCUGGGGUUUUAGACACAAAUAUGACCAGUACACUGAUGGUAUAGCUAGCUAGAGCUUGUGUGAGCAAGUGUGAGUUGGGUAGUUGCAUUUUUUUGAUAUUACAUUAAAUCUCCACACUUAGAAAUUUCUACAUUAAAAACUAGUUGGAUGUAGUACAUACCUGAUGACUGUAGAGUUUGUGUUUUAACUGUAAGAUCAGCAACAUCUUGCCCCUAGUGGAUUUGUAUAUUUAAAAAUUUAAACAUAAUCGUUUAUAUAUACACGUAUACAGACGUAACCUAGCAAGCUUUUAGUCAUAAUAAAUGCUUACUUUGACAACAGGAUACACACAACUUUGCAGCAACAUGCACUUGUGCUCCACAUUAAUCACAAAACAAUAUCUUGCCGUCAACCAUCGUUUUACGCAUUCCCGCACGCGACAUUUGCCGUCCCUUUUUCAUGAUUUUCUUUUUCUUAUUAAAUAUUUUUCUUAU